CACAUUAAAAGGGGUCAUACAUGUUCAGGAAAAACAUUGAUAAUUUAUAGGUCACUUCUGCUUCCGUGACAAAGCAGUUACAGUACAACAACUUGGGGGGGACUCGCACUUUUAUGGUACUGUGAACAUUUUUUUGCAAUUUCUGCAAAUAACAUUAUUAGUUGGAUUUUUGAAGAUUUCUUGUCACUAGAGUGGAAAGCAAAACAAAACGUUCAUUUUACUUCUUUUUCUUUCGGCUUGUCCCGUUAGGGAUCGCCACAGCGUUCAUCCAUUCAUCCAUCCAGUUUCUUUUGGCGCCUUAUCCUCACAAGGGGCGCGGGGAGCGCCGCAGCCUAUCCCAGCCGCCAACGGGCAUGUUCCUGACCAUGGUUUAGCUUCAUUUAUUUUACUUAAUACCUACAAAUAGCAAAAUCUGAAAAUAUUCAUUUUGCUGUGGUCUUUUUUUUUUUCUUCAACAGCCACACAUCAUAGUUAUAAAUUUUUGUUUAAAAAAAAAAAAGGGAUGUAGUAAGAAUAACCCAAAUACAACGUUGCCAGACAAUGACAGACCAGAAAAAAAUCAAUCUGGAGUUGCGUCGAGUGCUGACGUCACAGCUACGCAACAGCCUAAAAAAAAAAAAAUGUAAAAAAGGCUUUUGAGCGCCUGGUGAAAUUUUCCAUGAUGGUCUUUAGAGGGCGUGAUCGGACCAGCUGUCAACAAGUGCUGCGGCUGUUGUUGACGCGCCGCGCAACUCAGCAGCGCGGUCGAAGCUGAUCCAUAUCGGCUGUGUCAAAGUUGCAAUGUUUCAAAUGAAAUUCAUAAUGAUAGGAAGAGUGAAAAGCGUGGAGUUGAGGGUGAGGGUUUUAAAAGUGCGAACGUCACGUUACGUCACACACCUGCCCAGCUAAGCCCCGCCCCUCGGCCGCAAUAAAACUUGCCCCGUGACAGGAAGACCUGCCAAUCCCUGCCGAACCCUCAGCGAGCAGCGACCGGCGGCGCGUACGCACCGGGGCCACGCAGGACUUUCUUCGAGGCAAAACACCACAAGAAAGCCCCCACAAGACAAGAACAACAACAAAAACCCGACAUUGCGACACUCGCCGAAAGCGACGCGGGCGCCCCCUCAGCCCUCCAUGCUCGUGCAACCGGGCGGGUGUUAAGAUCCAUGGAAGUGGCCGGUUUCUACGACGAGGGCGGCUUUGCUAUCCACGCGAGAGACGGCGGCUCGUACUGGCGGCUCGGCGACUCCAUGACGGAGUUGGGCAUCGAGGAGCGGGAGAGAGCGAUCGACUUCAGCGUCUACCUGGAUCCGACGGCGGCGGCCGUGCACUGCCCGCAGCUGGCGCCGCACUCGCACCCUCAGCAGGGCGACGUCUUCUCCGACUUCCUGGCCGAGAAUAAACUGAAGAGGGCGGCCAACUUCAAGAACUACACGCUGCUCAACGAACUGGAGGCGGUUCAGCGAGACGGGCCGCGGGACCCCCGGGGGCCGCCGUCCUACGGCUACACGGACCUCCAGGAGACGCGCGUGGACAGCGUGCUCGCCUCGGAGCUGGUGCGCUACCGAGCCGCCAGAGACGACUGCAACCACGAGGACGUGAAGGCGGACAACGGCUCGCCCGCCGCCGCCUUCGACAUGCGCCCCUACCUGCAGUACCAGUCGACCGGCGGCAGCGCGGGCAACGUCUCCACGGCGUCGUCCACUUGCUCCAGCCCGCCCGGGACCCCCGCGCCGGCGGCCCACAGCAGGUCCCCGAGGUCCCCGUCGCACGGCUCCAAGCUCUCCAGCGGCAAGGCGAAGAAGCGCCUGGACAAGGACAGCGAGGAGUACCGGCAGAGGCGCGAGAGGAACAACCUGGCGGUGCGCAAGAGCCGCGACAAAGCCAAAAUGCGCAACUUGGAGACGCAGCACAAAGUCUUGGAACUGGCGGCGGAGAACGACCGUUUACAGAAGCGGGUGGAGCAGCUGUCCAGGGAGCUGGCCACCCUGCGCAACCUGCUCUCGGCCACCGGCCAGUGCUAGGCUGCCCCGCCCUGACCCAAAACCCGACCCAUCCGCGGACUCUCAGACGUUGUUCGGAUGUCGGAUGGGUGCACGUGGGCCUGCACGGUGGUACGGCAACCGGUUUACGAGGACCCUUUGCGAUGAAACUGAAGAAGUGGCUUGCGCGGAUUGCGCAAUCACGCAGCAUUCUUUUUGUGCGUCGCGUGCGUGCGUGCGUGCGUGCGUGUGUGUGUUUUUUGUUUGGGUUUUUUUUGUUUUGUUUUUUUGGGGGGGGACACCUUAGCUUUCUUCUCGUCUCAUCGUGGAUGCAGUAUUUGUGUGCGGGUUCGAUAAAAAAAAAAAAAAAAAAAAAAACGCGCGUGGAUGUCGACGUGAACGCUCCGAAGUGGAGCAGCGGCUGCUUGUCAAAACGAAGAGUUGCGCUGCAGUGAAAUGAUGCAACUCUUUGUAAUAGUACGGGCAAUGGAUGAAAUAAGUGGAAUUAUUUAAUAUCGACGAGGUGACAUGCAUUAAAUGUACUUGAUAUUUUGUGGAAUUAAAACCAUUUUUACUUUGGUCUAAACGAUUUCACUGCCACGUCUUUAUUUUUUGGGGGAGAAGAUCGGGCGGACUCGAACCCUGAUGGGGGGGGGGGGACCGUGUCUGGCAGCCUUUUCAAAAGUGGGGGAGAAUACAAGCAGCAUUUUCUAAUUCCUAAAAAAAAAAAAAACCCCAACAACAACAACUUACAGCUGUCUUGAUAAAUGACAUAACAGUAGGCCCAAGUGCUACAAUGUCGUGCUUUCUUAUGAUUUAUGAUGCCAACAAUAAAUUUGCAUACAAGGAGCUGAAUAAAGAGCUUGUGUAACGUUUUCGUGGCCCGCCGCCAUCUCUCUUCCAAGAUUUUCAUGCGUUCUCCAAGCUGCUGUUGACAUAUUGAUUUGACACAAAAUGUCCUCAAAUCUUUGCAGGUUACGUUUUUUUGCUGAGGGCAGCACAUUUAAAAAAAAAAAAAAAACGGCUGGAACAGAAAUGUUCGCUUUAUCUGCGGCACGCGGCUCUGUCAAUAGUCUGCCGGGUCCACUGGCCUGCUGGAGGGGGGUUCAAGGUUGCUGGCAAAUUAAUCAGCAACUAACCCUCCUCACACCGGCUCGGGUCACGCUUCAGACCGCCGACAAGCCGCAAGCCUUA
This is a messenger RNA of Syngnathoides biaculeatus (alligator pipefish), 3155 nucleotides long. RefSeq names its product CCAAT enhancer binding protein beta (gene cebpb). NCBI's taxonomy places the organism in Eukaryota, Metazoa, Chordata, Actinopteri, Syngnathiformes, Syngnathidae. Gene Ontology annotation, molecular function: RNA polymerase II cis-regulatory region sequence-specific DNA binding; DNA-binding transcription factor activity, RNA polymerase II-specific. The record is from RefSeq and is a predicted model, not a curated record. The transcript has a single exon. Gene Ontology annotation, biological process: regulation of transcription by RNA polymerase II; DNA-templated transcription. Bases 1146 to 2003 code for a protein of 285 amino acids.